AUGGCGUCGUUGCUGAGGUCGCGAGUUUCUGUACAAACUUUAAACUUAUCACGCCAAUGUUUGUCAGCCCUAACUGAGCGAUGUCAAAGUACACAGCAAUCCUACCCUAAAAUUACCACACAUUAUACAGUUUACCCUAGAGAUAAAGAUCCAAGAUGGAAAGAUAUUGAUUUUGAGAGGUUUGCAGAUGAAGCUGAUGUAGUAAUAGUGGGAGGAGGACCAGCUGGUUUAUCAGCUGCUAUCAGACUCAAACAGUUAGCCAAUGACCAAAGCAAGGAGUUACGGGUUUGUCUGGUGGAAAAAGCGGCUGAAAUAGGAGCUCACACUCUAUCAGGAGCCUGUCUGGAACCACACGCUCUGGAAGAAUUAUUUCCAGACUGGAAAGAGAGAGGAGCACCACUUAAAACACCAGUAAAAACUGACAGAUUUUCAUUUUUAACUGAAAAAGGUCGUUUUAAUAUUCCUGUUUUACCAGGAAUGCCGAUCUAUAACCAUGGUAACUAUAUAGUUAGAUUAGGUAAUGUAGUACGCUGGCUGGGAGAACAGGCAGAGGAACUCGGUGUAGAAAUCUAUCCUGGAUAUGCUGCUUCAGAGGUUUUGUACCAUGAAGAUGGAAGUGUAAAAGGAAUAGCCACAAAUGAUGUUGGAAUAGCCAAGGAUGGAUCUCCUAAGGAUAUGUUUGAAAGAGGUAUGGAAUUACAUGCCAAAGUGACAAUGUUUGGUGAAGGUUGCCAUGGUCACUUAGCUAAACAACUUUAUAAUACAUUAGACCUUCGUAAAGAUUGUCAACCACAGACUUAUGGGAUAGGAUUAAAGGAAUUAUGGGAAAUUGAUCCAGCCAAACACGAUCCUGGAAGAGUUGAACACACUGUCGGCUGGCCUUUUGAUAAGAAUACCUACGCUGGGACAUUUUUAUAUCAUCUGGGAGAAGACGCACCUCUAGUAUCUGUUGGAAUGGUGGUGGGUCUGGAUUAUUCCAAUCCUUACAUCAGUCCAUUCAAAGAAUUCCAGAGAUUUAAGCACCAUCCAUCAAUAGAACCAAUAUUCAGGGGUGGAAAGAGAAUUGGGUACGGCGCCAGAGCUUUGAAUGAAGGUGGAUUUCAGAGUUUACCGAAGUUGACCUUUCCUGGUGGUUGUCUGAUUGGCUGCAGCCCUGGCUUUAUGAACGUACCAAAGAUUAAAGGUACCCAUAAUGCAAUGAAGAGUGGUAUGGUAGCCGCAGAAUCAGUAUUCGAAACAAUUUUCAGCGAAGAUUUAGUGGCUAAAUCACCAACUAUAGGAUUGAACCCCGAGAGUUAUGAAGAGAAUAUAAGAAAUAGUUGGGUGUGGACAGAAUUAAAAGCUGUCAGAAAUGUUCGGCCAUCGUUCAAUACACCACUAGGAGUAUACGGAGGUUUCCUUUAUACUGGUAUCUUCUAUUGUUUAUUCCGAGGAAAAGAACCCUGGACAUUCAAACAUGGAGAACCAGAUAAUGAGAAAAUAAAACCAGCUAAUGAAUGUAAAGUUAUAGAAUAUCCCAAACCAGACGGAGAAGUCAGUUUUGAUAUUUUGACGUCUGUUGCGUUGACUGGUACAAACCAUGAUCACGAUGAACCUAUACAUCUUACAUUGAAAGAUGAUCAUGUACCUGUCGAUGUAAAUUUAACAUUAUACGAUGGCCCUGAACAAAGAUUCUGUCCUGCUGGUGUAUAUGAAUAUGUAGACACUGAAGAUGGACAGGGCAAACGCUUACAGAUAAAUGCUCAGAACUGUAUACACUGUAAAACUUGUGAUAUCAAAGAUGUCACUCAAAACAUCAACUGGGUUUGUCCACAGGGAGGGGAGGGGCCAGCUUAUAAUGGUAUGUGAAAAUCGAAAUGUCAAUCAAUCUAUCAAGCCUCAGGGAGGGAGGAGCCUUUCUUGCAUGAGAGAAUGAAAAAAUGUGGUGUGCUUUAUCUUAAGAAUGACAGUUCUAGUGUGUUAAAAAUUAUCCCCUUAUUUUAUUGAAUGGACUCUUCCAAACAUGCUUUGUUAUGACAUUAAUAUGCAUAUGUGGAAGAGUACAAUGUUUAAGGGGGAAGUCAAGUCAACAUGAACUCUAUAUUUAUCAACAACUAACUGGCUUGUGUGUGGAAUGUGUGAUGUGAAAAAAACAUUUGUGAAGAUUUAUUUAUCAAUUCUAGAUCUCAUUCUUCCAAAAUGUCUGAAAUUGAUAAUUAUGAAACACAUGAACAAAAUUCAAAACAGUUUAGAUUUGUUUUUUACCUUUAGCUUAUUCUAUUGCAAUCUGUUUUAAAUUAGACCAAACUUUCAUUCCUUUUAUGAGCUUUGAUUAUUAAUUCAGCCAUUCUGCCAAGCAUCACAGUGAUUCAGAAUAGGCUUAUUGUUAUCUAUACACUUCAACUGUUAUGGUGUAUAUUUGUUGAAUUUUGCAAAGUUUAGUUUGUUAUUUUGAAGGUUUAUUGAGCAUGGUACAUUUGCCUGGUAUUGUUAGUAAAAAAAAAAAAUCAUUGUUUCCAUACAAUAGCAGUCUUUUUUGUUUUGAGGUAGAACAGGUAUUCAAAUCUUCAUUGAGUCUAUAUCUACUUAUUCUGCCUGACAAUACUAGAGACUUUUAGUUUGUUUAUGUUGAGAAAUAUCACUGAAUGUGAUACAUAAUUUCUACCAGAAACUAAAUGGGUGUGUAUUAUACAACCAUGCACGUUAUAUAUGCAAUUGUACAGUAUUAGGUAACAAGACUUUAUGAUACAAGACUUGAAAGAUACUUAGAAGUGAUGAGUACAUGAGCUUAUUUCCAUAACACUGUCUUGUGUUUGCGAUAAGUCUUUAUGAGCCUAAUAUUAUGUAUAUAAGUGAGAAAGAGUGAGUUGUGUGUACAGUUAUAUUAAUUUAUAAAUGUUAGGCAAUAAAUUUGUAAAAUAUGUU
Messenger RNA from Lottia gigantea (owl limpet), 2904 nucleotides. RefSeq lists its product as hypothetical. The coding region runs from base 1 to 1848 and encodes 615 amino acids. The record is from RefSeq and is a predicted model, not a curated record. Gene Ontology annotation, biological process: electron transport chain. Gene Ontology annotation, cellular component: mitochondrial inner membrane. Gene Ontology annotation, molecular function: electron-transferring-flavoprotein dehydrogenase activity; iron-sulfur cluster binding. Lineage: Eukaryota; Metazoa; Mollusca; Gastropoda; Lottiidae. The transcript has 14 exons.